AUGUCCGAAUCUAAAAAGAAAUGUAGACAGUGCAGUGUCGAUUAUUUGAAAUUUGGCUUCAUUCCAUCAUUGCCGGACAAACAAUUGCCUAUGUGGCUUUUAUGCAACAAAGUUUUGGGCAAUGACGCUAUGAAACCAUCUAAACUGCAAGAUCAUCUGAGAAGAUGCCACCCUGAUAAAACAGAGAAAGAUUUGAAAUACUUUCAAACACUCAAAGAUAAACUUCAGAAGAGACCUACACUGGACAGAAUGUUUGCUUCGACGUCACAAAGAAACGAUGAUGGUUUGCGGGCGUCUUACAAUAUCUCGUUACUUAUAGCAAAAUCUAGAAAACGGCAUACUAUAGGAGAGAAGUUAAUUUUGCCAGCCGUUGAAGAGGUUUUAAAAACUGUUUUACACAAACCUGCAUCUGAUAUCAUUAAAAGAAUUUCCUUAAGCAACAAUACUGUUGAAAGACGUAUUGAUGAAAUGAGUUCUGAUAUUGAAAGCUUCUUAUGUAAUUAUUUGCAAACGACCCAUUUUUCUAUACAACUGGACGAGUCAACUUUACCUGAUAAUGCAGCAUUAUUAUUGGUAUAUGUUCGUUUUAUUAUGAAUCAAGAAAUCUACGAAGAACUGCUCUUCGCAAGAAAUUUCAUACUUUGA
Molecule: messenger RNA, 645 nt
Organism: Parnassius apollo (apollo)
Lineage: Eukaryota; Metazoa; Arthropoda; Insecta; Lepidoptera; Papilionidae
Source: the annotation of a GenBank genome assembly